AUGCCGUUAACCGUACAAUCUGUUGGAAAAGAGCUCUGCUUCUGGUGUGUUGAAGCUUUUCGGGGAUGUCCGAUUCACGAAAAUUCAAAAGUAUUCUGGAAUGACACAAGUGUGAAAAGCUAUACAGACGAAAGCGAUGGAUUCCGAAUUGUAAACGAGAAAGAGCUUAUAAAUUUGGAAAAGUCAGUACAGUACACAUCUAGCGGAAAGUUUCUUCUCCCAGCAAACAGUUCAUCUCUUCCGGUUUCUUCAGUUUUUCACUUUGAAAAAGUCAAAGAAAUUCCAGCACCACAUGAAUUGAAAGAAGUUCCGGAAACUAUUCCAAAGAAAAAAAAGUACAAUAAAAAGGAAGUUUGCAAAAAACCAAAACAACCGAAAGAAGUUGAAGACCCUGACGUCCCGAGAAAGAAACGCACCUACAACAAAGCUCCAAAAAAUCUGGCAAUGGAUUUCGAACUAAAAAACCCUGAGUUCGUGCCAUUCCAAUAUCGACGUCGUCCUAGAGCUUAUCUGACUAAAAAGAAGAGACUGCAGCUGAUUAUUCGGGGAAUCAUCGCACGAAAGAGUCUUCUCAUGACGGAAAUUGAUAGGCCAAUAGAGAAAAAGAAUGAAAACAGCAGACCAAACGCCAAUAACUUGAAGUACAAGAUAUGGGAUGGUGUCCUUCCCCCGCCAGGAGUUUACGUUUGCUCUGCAUGUAAUUCAAAUCAAAAGACAGCAUACCAGUUCUGUGAGCACAUGGCAAUUCAUCAUAGUGAUCCCAACGAUCGUGUGUGGAAGUGUGUCUACUGUAAUACUUCAUUUGGAAGACGUGGAGGUCUCCGAAGACAUGUUCAGAUGGUUCAUAUGCAGAUGAUGCACAAAUGCCCUAUUGAAAAUUGUUCACACCCUGGAUACAAGUGCACAAAGGCUCUCAAUGCUCAUGUCCGAACGCACACUCGACCAUUCACCUGUGAUCGUUGUGAUGCAGCAUUUGCCAGAAAAAAUGAUCUUCAAGUUCAUCAAUUCACCCAUUUCCUAUAA
Messenger RNA from Caenorhabditis briggsae, 1023 nucleotides. Lineage: Eukaryota; Metazoa; Nematoda; Chromadorea; Rhabditida; Rhabditidae. The coding region runs from base 1 to 1023 and encodes 340 amino acids. The transcript is spliced from 9 exons. Gene Ontology annotation, biological process: regulation of transcription by RNA polymerase II. Gene Ontology annotation, molecular function: RNA polymerase II cis-regulatory region sequence-specific DNA binding; DNA-binding transcription factor activity. The record is from RefSeq and is a predicted model, not a curated record.